Gekko japonicus is the source of this 1875-nucleotide messenger RNA. It is a transcript of the gene GALNT3, whose product is annotated as polypeptide N-acetylgalactosaminyltransferase 3. Lineage: Eukaryota; Metazoa; Chordata; Lepidosauria; Squamata; Gekkonidae. The record is from RefSeq and is a predicted model, not a curated record. Gene Ontology annotation, cellular component: Golgi apparatus. Bases 10 to 1875 code for a protein of 621 amino acids. The transcript is spliced from 10 exons.
UGUAUAAAGAUGCCGUUUUCCCAUCGGACGCUUUGGAAGUGUACCAUCGUUAUUUUUAUCUUUUUAAUAUUUUUGCUUUUGUUACAAAGAGAAGUAGGUAUUCAGGAUUUUCAUGACGAGCCGGGAAUCCAGUCAAAAGAUGGAAAGAGGGCUAAUGUGCUAGGCCUAGUGUUACAAGCUGUGAACAAUAUUAAAGGUGCAAAGCCAAACAUGCAAAUCAAUGCCCCUGUGAGACAAACUCAGGUUCCUGGAGAGAGGCACUGUUUACCAGGGUCUUACACAGCAGCUGAACUGAAACCUUUUCUGGAUCGACCCCCUCAGGACCCUAAUGCUCCGGGAGCAUCCGGUAAAGCCUUUAAACCUGUCAAUUUAAGUCCAGAAGAGCAGAAGGAGAAAGAGCGUGGAGAUGACAAACAUUGUUUUAAUGCUUUUGUAAGCGACAGGAUUUCUUUACAUCGGGAUCUUGGACCAGACACACGACCUCCUGAGUGUAUUGAGCAAAAAUUUAAACGCUGUCCACCGCUACCUACUACAAGUGUUAUCAUAGUUUUUCACAAUGAAGCGUGGUCCACUCUACUAAGAACUGUUCAUAGCGUGAUGUAUACUUCCCCUGCGAUUUUACUGAAAGAAAUAAUUUUGGUGGAUGAUGCCAGUGAAGAUGAUUACUUGCACAAUAAACUAGAUGAAUAUGUGAAACAAUUCCAGAUAGUUAAAAUUGUCCGGCAAAAGAAGAGAAAAGGCCUCAUCACGGCACGAUUGCUGGGUGCUUCAGUCGCAACAGGAGAAACUCUCACUUUUUUGGAUGCACACUGUGAGUGUUUUUAUGGCUGGCUAGAACCCUUGUUGGCAAGAAUAGCUGAGAACUAUACUUGUGUUGUAAGCCCAGAUAUUUCUGCUAUAGAUGUCAAUACUUUUGAAUUUAGCAAGCCUUCUCCUUAUGGACAUAACCACAACAGAGGAAAUUUUGACUGGACUUUGUCCUUUGGAUGGGAAUCUCUGCCUGAUCAUGAAAACAAAAGAAGGAAAGAUGAAACCUAUCCUAUUAAAUCACCUACUUUUGCAGGAGGUCUCUUUUCAAUAUCAAAAGAAUACUUUGAAUACAUUGGCAGCUAUGAUGAAGAAAUGGAAAUAUGGGGAGGAGAAAACAUAGAAAUGUCUUUCAGAGUAUGGCAAUGUGGAGGUCAGCUGGAAAUCAUACCUUGCUCUGUUGUUGGCCAUGUGUUUCGCAGCAAGAGCCCUCAUACCUUUCCAAAAGGGACUCAAGUGAUCACACGUAAUCAGGUUCGCCUUGCAGAAGUCUGGAUGGAUGAAUUUAAAGACAUAUUUUACAGAAGAAACAGAGAAGCAGCAAAAAUAGUUAAACAAAAAACAUUUGGCGACCUCUCAAAAAGACUCGAGUUAAGGCAACGGUUACAUUGUAAAAACUUUACGUGGUACCUAAGAAAUGUGUAUCCAGAGAUGUACCUACCAGAUUUGAAUCCUCCAUUAGCUGGAUAUUUAAAAAACACCGGAAGAAGAUCAUGCCUAGAUGCUGGUGAAAACAACAAUGGUGGUAAACCAUUAAUUAUGUAUACUUGUCACGGACUUGGAGGAAACCAGUACUUUGAAUACACCACCCACCGUGAAAUCAGGCACAAUAUCCAGAAGGAGCUGUGCAUCCGUGCCUCUCGAGGAGCUGUACAACUUCAUGAGUGUGGCUACAAAGGAAAGAAGAGCAGGACCCCUCUAGAGGAGAAGUGGGAGAUCAGAGAGGACCAGCUGUUAUACAAUGCAGCUCUAAAGAUGUGCCUUACAGCAAAUAGUGAACACCCAAGCAUGGCAUCGUGUAAUCCCUCCGACCCCUUCCAGAAAUGGAUUUUUGGCGAAAACAAUUAA